Messenger RNA from Laetiporus sulphureus 93-53, 663 nucleotides. RefSeq names its product phosphatases II. Gene Ontology annotation, biological process: protein dephosphorylation. Bases 1 to 663 code for a protein of 220 amino acids. Gene Ontology annotation, molecular function: protein tyrosine/serine/threonine phosphatase activity. Gene Ontology annotation, cellular component: cytoplasm. The record is from RefSeq and is a predicted model, not a curated record. NCBI's taxonomy places the organism in Eukaryota, Fungi, Basidiomycota, Agaricomycetes, Polyporales, Laetiporaceae. The transcript is spliced from 2 exons.
AUGGACUGCACAUAUACGACGCAGACCCUACCUGUUUCUGACGGUCAGACCGUCUCCCGUCGAGGCGUGGCCAAGAGGUGUUCGUCCCCUCCUCGCGCAGACUCAGUUGUCUCCAUGCUUCGUUCUCUGAGUCUCGAUGACGACUUCUUUGAGCGUCGAGCGCUGCGCGCUACGUGCAUACAGAAGACGCCACUGGACGAUUUCCAUCCCCAGGCAAGCGAGAUCGUUCCGGGACUGUUCGUCUGCGACAUUUACACUGCCACAUCACCGGCUGUUGUGCGUGGACUGGGCAUCACCCACGUCGCAUCCGUGAUCAAGCACGACUGUCCUCGAUUCCCAAAACCAAUGCAGCAUGUCUGGGUCCCCAUCGACGAUUCUCGCCAGGCGGAACUUCUCGGACACUUGGACUUUGUCGUAGAGUGGAUCGCCCAAGCGCUUGAGCAAAAGGGACAAGUGAUGGUCCAUUGUGUGUGGGGGAUGAGCAGGAGUGCCAGCGUCGUGAUCGCAUAUCUCAUGGCCGUGGAGAAGAUGCCGUUCGACAUUGCAUGCAAGCAUGUCAUCUCAAGAAGGAAGGUUGUGAGACCUAACAGCGCGUUCAUGCGGCAAUUGAAGGCGUAUGAACAAAUUUUGAGGAGUAGGGGUCAGCGUAGGCACUCAGUUUGA